AUGGCGUCACCAAACGAAUUUCUCGCCGAGGAGGUUCUUGUUGAGAAGAAAGUGAACGCCAAAAAGGCCGGUUCCUUGCAUGCGACCUACCUGCUCUAUGGUGCAAAGUCUUUAGCCGAUGCAAGCCAUGCACGGAACGGUGGCCUUGGUGAAGAAGACAUUGACAUGGAGGACGACCUGCCGGACUACCUGCAGUCUGAGGCGGUCCCUACGAGCGUGAUAACUCUCGUGGCCGAGGAGAACCUGGAGAGUGCACUUUCACAAUACGAGUCGCUUCGCUCCAUUCAUGUGUACAGUUUGUCGCCUCAGCCGAUGAGUGAUCUUCAACUGCUCGCAGAUACUACCCGCCAGCUUCGUGAACUUCGCGGGGCUGCGGCGCCAGAAGACUCUCCCAAGACGUUUGGUACAAUCCCCAACUCCCACGUGAGGCGCCGCCAGCGUAAAGGCCAAGCACCCAUUGCGGCUGCUGCUGCUGCAUCUUCUGCGUCUACGCCCGCGGCCACACCAUCUUCCGUAUUUUCAAAGGCGUCCAAGACCGAAAAUGCGCCCGGACCCAACUCCAUCUGGAACAAGGUGAACGCCGCAAAGGACGAUACGAAGCCGGACGCUGCGGCUUCCAAAUCCGCAGCAGACAGCGCCACGCCCGAACCCAAAGAUGCGAAGAAGCCCGUUGCCGCCGCUUCGUCUUCCGCGGCCGCUCCACCGGCUCUAAAGAGGGCGGGUUCGUCAGGUGGGCCUGGAGGCAUCAUGCAGGCGUUUGCCAAGGGUGCCAAUGCCGCCAAGCCGAAGAAAAGGGAGACCGCGCCCGUCGCCAAGAAGCCUGCUGAGGAAGAUACGUCGAUGGCCAUGUCUGACGACGGUGGUGAUGACGACGACGACGAAGACAUCAUUCCCAAGGCGCAACAAGUUGUGGGUGGAAAAUCCCGCCAGGAGCGGCAGGAAGAGCUGCGCAAGAUGAUGGAGGAUGACGACGAUGACGAUGGCGACGAUGCUGAAGGCGACAAGGACGAAGACGAGCGGGAGGACACGCCCAUGGAAGAUGUGGAGGACGACAAGCCCACCGAGGCGGCAGAGGCCCUCAAAGACGACGGCCCUGGCGAGGUCGUCACCGCUAGCUCGGGCGACGGACGUCGGCGCGGCAAGCGGCGCGUGGUGCGUAAGAAGAUGAUUGAAGAUAAAGACGGCUACUUAGUCACUAUCCAAGAGCCCGGCUGGGAGUCGUUCUCUGAAGACGAGGUACCAGCCAAAGCGGCACCAGUCUCUUCCACUCCUUCUUCGUCUGCACCAAAAGCAAAGAAACCGGCGCCGAAGACCGGCCAGGGCAGCAUCAUGUCGUUCUUUGGAAAGAAGUAA
Sporothrix brasiliensis 5110 is the source of this 1353-nucleotide messenger RNA. RefSeq lists its product as uncharacterized. Bases 1 to 1353 code for a protein of 450 amino acids. The transcript is spliced from 5 exons. Gene Ontology annotation, molecular function: DNA-directed DNA polymerase activity. Lineage: Eukaryota; Fungi; Ascomycota; Sordariomycetes; Ophiostomatales; Ophiostomataceae. Gene Ontology annotation, cellular component: delta DNA polymerase complex; nucleus. Gene Ontology annotation, biological process: DNA strand elongation involved in DNA replication; DNA replication; DNA synthesis involved in UV-damage excision repair. The record is from RefSeq and is a predicted model, not a curated record.